Monosiga brevicollis MX1 is the source of this 1096-nucleotide messenger RNA. RefSeq lists its product as uncharacterized. Gene Ontology annotation, molecular function: RNA binding. The coding region runs from base 139 to 840 and encodes 233 amino acids. The transcript is spliced from 5 exons. NCBI's taxonomy places the organism in Eukaryota, Choanoflagellata, Craspedida, Salpingoecidae. Gene Ontology annotation, biological process: CUT catabolic process; nuclear polyadenylation-dependent rRNA catabolic process; U4 snRNA 3'-end processing. The record is from RefSeq and is a predicted model, not a curated record. Gene Ontology annotation, cellular component: nuclear exosome (RNase complex); cytoplasmic exosome (RNase complex).
UUUUUUUUUUUUUUUCGGCGCAACGGGAGCAGCAGCAGCAGCAAGCAAACAGCUGGAAUUAUCGGGCAUUGGCAGAGGGAAGGCAGGACGAGUGAGAGUGGUGGGCGUUGGAUAUUGCGGUCAGGUUUGAACAGUAGCAUGGCAGAGGGGACGGGCCCACGCGUGGUGGUGCCGGGUGAUCGGUUUCCCUUGCCGGACUCGGGCAAGGUGGUGCUGGGUCCCGGUUUGACAACCCAACAGAGCUCGCACGGCAGCGAGGGCGUCGUCACACAUGGCGGCAUUCUUCGGCAAAAGGGUGAGGCCACCUUUUGGGUAGACAUUGCCACACACAACCCUCAGACAGCCGAGGGUGACCAAGUUCUUGGCAUCAUCAUUGGCAAUGCCGGCGAAGGUUUUCUAGUGGACAUCGGAGGUGCCAGCAAUGCCUUGUUGCCGGGCCUAGCAUUCGAGGGCGCGACGCGCCGCAAUCGCCCCCGACUUAAUCCGGGGGACCUAGUGCUGGCGCGGUUGAAGGUGGCGAAUCGUGAUAUGGACCCCGAGCUGACCUGUGUGACAUCAGGUGGUAAAAGUGCCGGCAUGGGCCAUUUGGAAGGCGGCCUGCUUCGCGAAAUCUCGCUUGGUCUCUGCCGCAGGUUACGAGGCAAGAACUGCCGGGUACUGACGGAGCUCGGCUCACGCAAGAAGUUUGAGUUGUGUGUGGGCAUGAACGGGCGCAUGUGGUUAAAGACAGAAGCCCCCAUGGACGCCGUGCUGUUGGCCAAUGCCAUUGAGGCCUCCGAACUCAUGUCUGACAAGCAGGUCACCAAGCUUGUGAACCGCAUUAGCUCUGGCUGGUCCUAAUCGGCAUAACAUUGAGUCCUCCCAAUGUGUGAGUAGCCAUCCCAGCAAGGCCUGGUUUUGGUGAUGGUGGAUGCAAGACUGGCGUUGAAGGUGGUUGAUAAUGAUGAUGAAAGAUGGCGGUGGUGGCGACGGCGGUGGAUUCUGCUUUUGAAUGUUGAAUGUUUGGAGGCACAUUGUGCAAGUGUCACGAUCGUACCGCUUGUCUCGCUUGGGCCCGCCGAGCAGGCGCGCUGAAAAAAAUAGAAAAGAUCUGAGG